AUGCUGGCAACUCCAGCCUCCCCAGCCAUGCCCCUCCCGGGCUCCGCGGCAGACAUGGACCUCGCGUACCCACCCAGCCCAAGAGGCCUACCACUGGGCAUCAGAGCCGCCACGGCCAACAACCUAAUCUCCAGCUUCGAGCAGCCCCGAGACCCCGAAGAGAAAUGGUGGUGGGCUCGGUGUGCACCUCUCUUUUACACCAUCCUCAACGCGUCGGGUUCGUACACGCCGGAGCAGAUAUCCGACCACAUGCGGGUUGUGCGAGACGUCGUCAUCCCCAGCCUGGGCCCACGGCCCAGCAAAGCCGCCACCAAAGCCCUCAUCACGCUAGACGGGUCCCCGUUCGAGCCGAGCUGGAACUUCACCAAGGGCCGGAGCGUGGUGCGGUAUGCGUUCGAACCACUCUGGGACACGGGCAGAAGCCCCGAGGACCCGUUCGGCGGACGACAGGUCCCCGAGUUCGCGCGGCUGCUCGCCAAGGUCGCGGCGCCAGACACGCACCUGGGCUGGUUCGACCAGGUCUGGGCGCGGUGGAGCGUGGCGGGCGACGAGGCUGGUCGGGCGAAGCAGGCGCUCACGGCGCACGGCAAGCCGGCGUCUGCGCGCGUGCCGCAGAUCUUCCUGGCGUUUGACCACCACGGCGGCGAGCGGCGGCUCAAGAGCUACCACUUCCCCAUCCUCAAGCACCUCGCCACCGGCGAGAGCACGAACGAGAUGAUGCUCGACAUGAUCACGGACCUGCGGCCGGGCGGCGACGAGCUGCGGGCCGCGGCGGCCAAGAUGAAGACCUUUUUCGACAGGACCAAGUACCCGGCCGCGGCGGAGAUGCUGAGCAUCGACUGCGUGGACCCGCGGACGGCGCGGGUAAAGAUCUACGCGCGCACGCAGACCAACUCCCUCGACACGGUGCGCGAGACCAUGACGCUCGCGGGCCUGCAGACGGACGAGCACACGAUGGAGGGAGUGACGCGGGUGGCAAAGUUUUGGCACCUGCUGCUGGAUGAGCGCGACGGCAUGGGUGAGGAGCAGAGCAAGGAGCUGAGGGUCAAGGCGACGCACCACACCGGCAUCUGCUUCGUGUUCGAGAUCCGGCCGGGGAGCGAUAGGGUCAGCGUCAAGCCGCAAAUGCCAUGGUGUCAGACCAACGGGACAGAUGCCAGGGGUGCCGAGAACUUUGCCACUGUGCUGAAGAUGUUUGGGUGGGAUGACCACGUGGAUCGGUUCGAGAAGGGCGUCAUGGCUGCUGCUGCUCUACCAGGCCAGAACUACGCAAACGAGGCAGGUGGACUCUCGUACCUUGCAUACGAGUACAACCAAAAGGGUGGAGAUUACAUUUCAACCUACUUUUCACCACGCUGCCAUGCCGACCACGGGCUCGACUGA
Molecule: messenger RNA, 1383 nt
Organism: Pyricularia grisea
Lineage: Eukaryota; Fungi; Ascomycota; Sordariomycetes; Magnaporthales; Pyriculariaceae
Exons: 2
Coding region: 1-1383 (460 amino acids)
Biological process (GO): alkaloid metabolic process
Molecular function (GO): transferase activity, transferring alkyl or aryl (other than methyl) groups
Source: RefSeq, a predicted model, not a curated record